Eruca vesicaria subsp. sativa (arugula) is the source of this 1613-nucleotide messenger RNA. The record is from the annotation of a GenBank genome assembly. NCBI's taxonomy places the organism in Eukaryota, Viridiplantae, Streptophyta, Magnoliopsida, Brassicales, Brassicaceae.
AUGGUCUUCUUCUCUAGUCUUGUCUGCAGGCUUAAUGCUACCACCACUAAGUCAACAACACAUUACAUCACCGUGCUUCACCGGUGGAAUCAUCACUCCACUACUCCGGCCAAAGACGAAUCUUCCGUCUCUAUCUCCACUCUUUCACCUCAAGACCGUAACAAGCUCUUAGCUAAGCUCCUAUCAAACAGCAACAGCCUAGCUCGUGUCCGCCGCAUCCAUGGCGACAUCUUCCGAUCACGCAUCCUCGACCAAGACCCGAUCCCUUUCUUACGCAACAACAUCAUGCGAGCCUACCUUCGCCACGACUCCCCUCUCGAUGCAAUCCAAGUCUACCUCGCUAUGGUCAGAUCAGAUGUGUUACCUGAUCGGUACACUCUCCCGAUCGUAACCAAAUCCGCCGUUCAAAUCCACGAUCUUCCCUUGGGAAAGCAGUUUCAUUCCGUCGCGGUCAAGCUAGGCUUCGUGCGAGACCAGUUCUGCGAGAGUGGGUUCAUAACCUUGUACUGUAAAGCGGGGAAGUUUAGGGAUGCACGCAAAGUGUUCGACGAAAAUCCCGAGAGAAAGUUGGGAUCCUGGAACGCGAUUAUCGCAGGGUUGAAUCAAGUGGCACGUGCCAAGGAGGCUGUGGAGAUGUUUGUUGAGAUGAAAAGAAGCGGGUUUGAGCCGGAUGACUUCACUAUGGUGAGUGUGACGUCAGCUUGUGGUGGAUUAGGUGACUUGGGGUUAGCUUUUCAGUUGCAUAGAUGUGUUCUUGAAGCUAUACCAGAAGAGAAGUCUGAUAUCAUGAUGAUGAAUUCGCUUAUUGACAUGUAUGGGAAGUGUGGGCGUAUGGAUUUAGCGAGCCAAGUGUUUGAUGAGAUGCCUGUGAGAAACGUUGUCUCGUGGACGUCUAUGAUCAUGAGUUACGCAGCUCACGGGAGGACGUUAGAGGCGUUGGAAGCGUUUCGUCGGAUGAGGGAGGCUGGUGUGAGACCAAACAAUGUCACGUUCGUUGGUGUACUCGGGGCUUGCGUCCAUGGAGGUCUUGUUGAAGAAGGGAAAGGCUAUUUCGAAAUGAUGAAGUCAGAGUUUGGUUUAGAGCCGGGUUUGUCUCACUACGGAUGCGUAGUUGAUCUGUUGAGCAGGGACGGGCGGCUUGAGGAGGCUAAGAUGAUGGUGGAAGGGAUGCCGAUGAAGCCUAGCGUGGCGGUUUGGGGUAGUUUGAUGGGUGGGUGUGAGAAGUUUGGGGAUGUUGAGAUGGCUGAGUGGGUGGCUAAACAUAUGGUUGAGCUUGAGCCCUGGAAUGAUGGUGUUUAUGUGGUUUUGGCUAAUGUGUAUGCAUCGAGAGAGAUGUGGAAAGAUGUUGAGAGGGUUAGGAAGUUGAUGAAGGAGAAUAAGCUUGUCAAGGUUCCUGGCUAUAGCUACUCUACGACAGGGCUUUAGAAAUCGCAUGCUUACGUAGUAGUGUCUUUCUUUUCAGACCUGAUCUAUUUUUGUUUUUUUAUCAUUAGGCUUACAUCUUUGUCUCCACUUACACUUAGUGGGAUAGUUUGCAAACAUCAUUAUCAUCAACAUAAUUAACCAAAUCAUUGUUUCCUAACUCGUUUUUUAUUAAUAACUAGGUUAAGAAC